This is a messenger RNA of Fulvia fulva, 1785 nucleotides long. Its product is annotated as Pre-mRNA-splicing factor. Gene Ontology annotation, biological process: mRNA splicing, via spliceosome. The transcript has 2 exons. Bases 1 to 1785 code for a protein of 594 amino acids. The record is from RefSeq and is a predicted model, not a curated record. Gene Ontology annotation, cellular component: U2-type spliceosomal complex; U2 snRNP; nucleus. NCBI's taxonomy places the organism in Eukaryota, Fungi, Ascomycota, Dothideomycetes, Mycosphaerellales, Mycosphaerellaceae.
AUGCCUGGCGUUCUAGCACCUGAGCACCAACAAGCAGAAAAGGCACGAAAGCCCACCAAGAACGAGCUUCGUCGCGCGAAGAAGAAGCAGAAGAAGAGCGAUGCGCCCGUAGAGACACCACAAUCAGAUUCGAAUGCGCCGGGUCAACCAGCAGAACCGAUCCAGCCGGUAGAACCCUCCAAGGACGACCCGAUCCAGGAUGUGCCUGCCGUCGAAAACGAUGACGAACUGCCUACAGAUGAUCCUCUCUUCUCCCAAUUUGCUGGUGUCUUUGCCAAGUUUAAGGAAGAGGACAAGGAGGAUCCCGCCCUGAAGGAACCUGAAAAGCCCGAAGUCUUCUACGAUGACGACGACAACAUCCAGGACGAAGACGAAGAGGCGGAGACGAAGCAGCGGUCAUCGAAGAAGGCGCGGAAAAUGGCGAACAAGUUAAGCAUAGCAGAACUGAAGGCCAUUGUGCGAAAGCCCGAGAUUGUGGACUGGACAGAUACUUCGGCGCAAGAUCCGAAGCUUUUGGUGAACAUCAAGAGCUCGCGAAAUGUGGUGCCGGUACCAACACACUGGAGUCUGAAGAGGGAGUAUCUCAGCAGCAAGCGGGGUAUCGAAAAGCCAGGAUUUGCCCUGCCCAAGUUCAUCGCUGAGACUGGCAUUUCGGACAUGCGCGAUGCAGUGUUGGAGAAGCAGGCAGAGGCGACUUUGAAGCAACAGCAGCGAGCAAGGGUAUCAGGAAAGACGGGCAAGCUGGACAUCGACUACCAGAAACUCUACGAGGCAUUCUUCCGGCGGCAAACGAAACCUUCACUCACUCGAUACGGCGAAGUCUACUACGAAGGCAAAGAAUUCGAGACCAACUUGCGACAUCUGCGACCAGGUGAGCUUAGCGAGGAGUUGAAGGAGGCAUUGAACAUGCCACCAGGUGCCCCGCCGCCGUGGCUGAUCAACCAGCAAAAGAUUGGUCCCCCUCCAUCUUAUCCCGCCCUCAAGAUCGCCGGCCUCAAUGCGCCGCCUCCGCCUGGAGGCCAGUGGGGUUUCCACCCUGGUGGAUAUGGUAAGCCACCAGUUGACGACCAAAACAGGCCACUCUUCGGUGGAGAUGUGUUCGGGAUGACGAUGGACGAAGGCAGCCAGAAAGAUACCACUCAGGCGGAAGCAGUGGACAAAUCGCUGUGGGGUGAGUUGCAACCACCGGCCAAGGAAGAAGAGGAGGAAGAGGAAGAGGAAGAUGAGGACGAAGAAGAGGAAGAGGAAGAUGACAGUGGCAGGAGGACAGGUCUAGAGACUCCAUAUGGUGGUACCGAGACGCCAGGCGGCAUAACGAGCACUGUUCCGACCGACUUUAUGGGCUCUCGAGGCUUACCGGACGAGAUGAAUUUGCGAAAACAGCGACUGGGCACCGAGACGGAAGCGAGCUCACAUCCACGAUCUGCUGGUCAAGUGCUCAACGAGCGCUCGAUACGAAACGAAGGCUUUUUUGGUGGCGAGCGUGCAUACGAUUUGUCUGGUAGCAACAACAUCCCUGUGCUUGGUCAAGAGCAAAGCGGCAGGAAGAGGAAGGCAGGAGAUCUUGAUGUGUCCAUGGAUCCAGAUGCGCUGCUGCGCGAUGACAAGAUGAGCAAAGAUGAGUUGCGAAGACAGUAUGAUGCACAGCGAGCACAGCAGAACCCAGGAGGAUGGCAAGGUGGAGCAGCGGAUGGCGAGGACUUGAGUGGAAUGGUGGCCGAGGAGAGUGCGAAGAGGCAAAAGAGAGAUAAGGAGAGGGCGGCUCAGAGGGGUGGCAAGAGAUAG